AUGUUUGUGGGCGAUUUUGCGGAUAAAGCAGGUCGUCGCCCGGCGUAUCUGGUCUGCUUCAUCAUCUACACGGCCGCCAACAUUGGCCUCGCCUUGCAGGACAACUACGCUGCUCUCUUUAUCCUCCGAUGCCUCCAGAGUGCCGGGAGCAGUACAACCAUCGCCCUCUCAUCGGGCGUCGUCGCCGACAUCGCCAUUGCGGCCGAGCGGGGAUCGUACAUGGGCUUUGUGACGGCCGGAUCGCUGCUGGGGCCUGCGCUGGGUCCCGUAAUUGGAGGCCUUUUAUCGCAGUAUCUCGGAUGGCGGUCGAUCUUCUGGUUCCUCGUCAUCUUCGGGUGUGCGUUUCUCGUCCCCUUUGUUCUCUUCUUCCCCGAAACGUCUCGAGUGAUUGUGGGCGAUGGCUCUCUUCCAGCACCUCCCUGGAAUCAGCCUUUGGUUCAAUGGUUCAAGUCGCGCAAAUCACCGCAGCAAGAGAGCAUUGCCCGCCCGAAACUACAAUUCCCCAAUCCGUUGAAAACUCUCUCGAUUGUGUUCCAGAAGGACGUGAGUAUCAUCCUCUUCGCCAACGCGGUUCUCUUCGCCGGCUUCUACGACGUCAGUGCCUCGAUUCCAUCCAUCUUUGAAGACCUGUACGGUCUAGAUGAUCUCCAAAUCGGACUCUGCUACAUCCCCUUUGGCCUCGGUGCCACCGUAGCUGCACUCAUCACAGGAAAGAUGCUCGAUCGCAAUUUCCGCCGGUUAGCGAGACUUUCCCACAUUCCUAUAGAGGAAACCCGAGCCCGGAAUCUGCAGGGGUUCCCGAUAGAAAAGGCUCGCUUGCAAGUUGCCCUGCCGACGUUGCUUAUGGGCAGCAGCACGGUAAUUGCCUUUGGCUGGGUCCUGCACUUUGGCGUGCACAUCGCGGCCCCGACCAUCAUCCUCUUCUUCAUGGGAUUGACCCUGACUGGGGCGUUCAACACCGUUAGUACGCUGCUGAUCGACUUUUACCCGAUGAACGCUGCAUCUGCGACUGCGUCGAAUAAUUUUGUCCGUUGUUUGCUUGGAGCCGGCGCGACGGCGUUGAUCGAUCCGAUGCUGAAGGCGAUGGGACGCGGCUGGUGCUUUACGUUUAUCGCGCUGGUGAUGAUGUCGACGACGCCGUUGCUGCUGGUCAUUAUGCACUUUGGGCCGCGUUGGAGAGAAGAAAGACAGGGGAAGCAGGAGGCCAGAUAG
Molecule: messenger RNA, 1212 nt
Organism: Aspergillus calidoustus
Lineage: Eukaryota; Fungi; Ascomycota; Eurotiomycetes; Eurotiales; Aspergillaceae
Source: the annotation of a GenBank genome assembly